AAGCGCUCUCAUCACAUGACUGGAACAUUCUGCCUUAUGACACAGUGAAUCUGCGGCCAGACACCGAACAAACACCGUAACUCGGUUUAUAACGGACACACGCGCAUAUAAACAGCACAGAUCCGCGCUGCUCGUCUUCAGUACGCGGGAUUUCGCACGUAGUGUUCGUCGCUCGGGGUUUAACGCUUUCCUGACGGACUGAGGCAUGACGGUCAAACGGAGCUCCGCUGCAGGUGUCUGCUGGACCCUACUGAUGGGGUGUGUGUUUGCGGCUCAUGCUAUGACGUUUGAGGUGAUGGAUGGAAACUCCACCUGCAUUAAAGCAGAUCUCAACACCAGCUUCAGCAUCACCUACAACACCACCAAUGGAACGAGCGCGGCGAGGUUUGCGCUGCCGUCCUCAGCAGCGGUGGACAAGGGCAGCUCCUGCGGCGGCGCUGGCGUUCCUCCAGAGCUGCUGGUGUCGUUCGGAGCGGGUCACGCUCUGACGCUCCUGUUCUCCAGCGACGGACGGCUCUACCAUGUGGCCAACAUCAGCCUGCAGUACAACCUCAGCGACACCAGCACCUUCCCACAGUCCUCCGGCACAGGACUCGUGACGGUGAUGACGAACGCGACGAAGAUCUCUGCGAGGCUGAACAGCACCUACAGGUGUGUGAGCUCCGUCUCCAUCAGUCUGAGCACCGAGGUCAACAUCACCUUCUCUGAUGUGCGCAUGGAGGCUUACAUGAGCGGAGCGAACCGCAGCAGAGACGAGAGCGUUUGCAGUGCGGAUCAGCCGAUUACGACAGCUGCCCCGACUCAGCCGCCCAGAACCACCACCGCCCCGUCUCCCGUCCCGCCGCCCGCUCCGGAGCGAGGAAACUACACCCUCACCAACCGCAACGGCACCGCCUGCCUGCUGGCGCUCAUGGGGCUGCAGCUCAACAUCACGCACCGCUCCAAAUUCCUGAACCAGACGAUCAGCGAGGUCGUGAACCUGCAGCCCAACAGAACCACAGCCUCGGGGUCGUGUGCACCCUCGGUCGCUACGCUGGUACUGACUGAGGAUCUCACCAACCUCACCUUCACCUUCACACUGAACUCCACUACACAGAAGUUUUACCUGGGCGCUGUGAGCGUCUCUGCCUUCUGGCCCGACAUGACAGAUCGGUUCGCGGAGGGAAACGGCUCUCUGAACCUCCUGCAGUGCAGCGUGGGCCGCUCGUACAUGUGCAGCGCGGAGCAGACGCUCUCGAUCGUGCCCAGCUUCUCCAUCAACACCUUCAGACUGCAGCUGCAGCCCUUCAACGUCACCGCCGGCCGCUUCUCUGCAGUGGAGGAGUGUCGCGUGGAUCAGGAGAACAUGCUCAUCCCCAUCAUCGUGGGUGUGGCUCUGGCCGGUUUGGUCCUGAUCGUCCUCAUCGCGUAUCUGAUCGGCAGGAAGCGGACACACGCCGGAUACCAGACCAUCUGAUCCUCUUCAUCAUCCUCCUCCGUCUGCGCUGCGAUCGACUGCAGCUGCACGCACUGGAGAGUGUGUGUGUGUGUGUGUGUGUGUUCGCUGUGAGGUCAGGUGCAAUGGUCAGUGUAUGUAUGUAUGUAUGUACUGUAAGGUCAGGGGUGUGUGUGAUGUGAGGUCAGAGGUGUGUGUGUGUGUGUGUGAUGUGAGGUCAGAGGGGUGUGUGUGUGAUGUGAGGUCAGAGGGGUGUGUGUGUGUGUGAUGUGAGGUCAAGUCAGAGGUGUGUGUGAUGUGAGGUCAGAGGGGUGUGUGUGAUGUGAGGUCAGAGGUGUGUGUGUGAUGUGAGGUCAGAGGUGUGUGUGUGUGUGUGUGUGAUGUGAGGUCAGAGGUGUGUGUGUGAUGUGAGGUCAGAGGUGUGUGUGUGAUGUGAGGUCAAGUCAGAGGUGUGUGUGUCAGUUGAAAGCCGUUCUGAAUGUGUGUUUGUGUGAAUGAUGAUCAUCGUUUGAGUCCAGACGUUCAGCACAAACUGGACAAACCUUCACUCACGGACGUCCUCAUCCAAAUCACUCAAGUCUUUUUUUUUUUUUUUUUGUGUUAUUCUAAUGUUCAUUAUUAUGUUCUUUUUAUUCUAAAAUGCUCAACGUUUGUGUUUGUACUGAUUUUAAUUGGCUUUAUGUAAAAAUAAGUUUAUGACAUCCGCUCAUUUACGUGUGUGUGUGGGGGGGGUUUCCAGUCCCCAUCAUGCCCCAUAAUUCAAAUGGCUAAAUAAAAAUACUAAACUAUUUUUAUUUACAAUAUAAAAAUGAAAAAAAGCAGCAAAACUUUUGUUAUUACAUGUAGGGAUAGGAAAUAUGAUUAGCUCAGUGUAAAAACCAUUACGCUCUCCUGUGUGUGUGUGUGUGUGUGUGUGUGUGUGUUGCUGGCAUUAAAUGACACCUGAUGUAAAUAAUUAAUGUUUGUUCUUGUUGUUUCUUGGAUCAUGAAACCUGAAUGGUGCUGCUGGUGAAUUACCCAUGAUCCUCCACACACACACACCAGCAGCUGUAAGGGCCGUUCACACAGAACUCGUUUGUUCAAAUCUGAUUUAAACUUCCAGCAGCGUUUCAUGAGUGAGAUGCUGAGAAGAACACCGAUGCAGUGAUUCUGUGUGAACAUGAACCCUAAAAACUGAUGAUGAUGAUGAUGAAGGUUCAGUUUGUUGCUGGAGUGAAAAGGGAAAUGAAUGAAUCUUGUGCUCUUCUAAAACAUUUAAAGUGCAUGUCAGUGAGGUCUUCAUCAGCAGCAGCAGCUUCCUGACACCGUGGUGAUGAUGAUGAUGAUGAUGGUUGAUCUGUAGAUCAGUGUUUAAGUGAAUGUGAUGAUGAUGAUGAUGAUGAUGAAGCACACCGGUCAUGUCUCGCGGGGUCACAUGCAUGUUGUCGGGUCACAUGACUGCUUGUGUCACUGACGUCGGCUGGUUUCUGCUGCGCUCUGUUAUUUUUGUAGUGAAUGUUUGGUUAUUUUUAUGCUUCAGGGUUCGAGGUUAAUAAAUAAAUAAUGACUUGCA
Onychostoma macrolepis is the source of this 2987-nucleotide messenger RNA. RefSeq names its product lysosomal associated membrane protein 1a (gene lamp1a). NCBI's taxonomy places the organism in Eukaryota, Metazoa, Chordata, Actinopteri, Cypriniformes, Cyprinidae. Bases 206 to 1456 code for a protein of 416 amino acids. The record is from RefSeq and is a predicted model, not a curated record. The transcript has 10 exons. Gene Ontology annotation, cellular component: membrane.